ACGAUAGGAUGUAAUACAAUACUCGUUAACUCAUUCAACAUACGAUUAACAACGAUUCUUCACUAGACGCCACACUGCUUGACCUCUGUGACAAGCAACGUUUGUUUUGCCUGCAUGUAUGGACAAACAACUGAGUAAACGAUGUAAACUGUUUUGAUGUUAUGUUGUAACAAUAACAAACACUAUCCGAGCACGAGUCGCAUGCUCCACCAUCUAGGUUGGGCAUCCGAAAGUGUAUGUUUGUGUGCUUUUGGUUUUGUUUAUCUUGGUGGUUGAAAGCAAACCAAAAAGCAAGUAGAUGAAAAUGGGCCCUGAAGCACGCACUUUUCUUCAGUUUGCGAUAUCUGAAACCCAUGGUCUACUAAGCAGCGCUUUAUAUAUAAAUGAGCGCAAAGUCACAGUACAGUACAGUACAGCUCCAUUCGUACAGCAAGUAGCAAGGUAAAGCAAAAUGAAAUUCUUCAUCGUGUUGGCUGUUGCCUUGGUAUCCGUCAUUGGAUCCAUCCAGGCGGAACAGGUGUCGGCGGAGCAUUACUACAUGCGAAAGAGUUGGCCCGAGGCUCAGGAUGAGUGUGCUGUCUACCUGCGAGUGCCGAACGAGCGUCUUCAACGCUACAUGCGCGAAGGAUACCCCGAUGAGCCGGAGGUGCACUGUCUGGUACUGUGCGUGCUCGAGAAUCUGCGCGCCUGGGAAAAUGGAACACUCCAGGAGCAUGUCCUCGCCAACUACUUCGUCCCGGCUACGGAAGAUUGUGACAACGCCAAGCGUACUGAGCGGUGCCUGGUUAACCUGCCCCAGGAGUGCAACGGAGAGCCAUGCGUGCAGGCUUACCGUGCCUUCCAGUGCUACUACCAGAACUAUGGUACGCUCACCAGCUGCCCUGAGUACGUCCCAAGCUACUACGACGAGGACCUGCAGGAGGCCUACGAUCUAUUCUCCAUGUUGGACGUGUCGGAGGAUACCCGCCGUAAGAUGGCUGGAGGAUGCUUCCCGAGCGGACCGGAAUCGCAGUGCUUCUUCUAUGCCUAUGUGGUCCGAUUCGGUGCCUGGUCUCAGGAUGAGCCGCUUUUGCAGAAUCUCUUCACUCAGACCAACGACGUUACCUUCAAGAAGGACAACGUCGAGACUCAAGCUUGCCUGUCGAACUUGAACAAGCAGGCCUGUAACAAGAGCAAGUGUGCGCAUGUUACCGAUGUCUUCUCUCAGUGCUUUGGUCACACUCAGCUGUACAAGCAUCUGGUGGCUGUCUUCAAACACGCUGCCUUGACGUACACCAAGUAAUAAGAACUAAGGUCGACGGAAUGGUUUGUUCUAUCUUAGCAAAGAAUCAAUAAAUCACUUAUAAUUGAAUGAAAACAGUUACUUGAGUUUAGAGUUUACUCCAUAAAUGUCAUACAGAUAUUCUGCUAGCUGUCUAGACGUCUUCAUCCACAUGGAUUUGAUUUCGUCUAUCUUUCACAGCAACGUGCAUGGCUGAAUAUGCUUAGACGAUAGCAUUGAACCUGUCAUUACGCAAAUUAUGUAUGAUUUUUUAAUGGUAAGAUAAACGAUGGAUCACCAAACUCAAUCAUAUCCAGUAAAAAUUUUAUUCCACUCUUGCUACACCGAUUCCCUCCACCAUACACCAUAUCAGAUAAUCAAAGAACUUCCAGCAAGGCAUGAGGCAUGAUGAAUGAAUUCCCGGCAUGUUCUUGGCACAUUCUAAUCUUACGCGUACAUUAUCACCUUAAAUUGCUACUCGAUCGAUUUUUCCAGCCCGACCCGAUUGUGGUGGGUGCU
This is a messenger RNA of Anopheles funestus (African malaria mosquito), 1780 nucleotides long. Its product is annotated as general odorant-binding protein 69-like. The coding region runs from base 452 to 1282 and encodes 276 amino acids. The transcript has a single exon. Gene Ontology annotation, biological process: sensory perception of smell. The record is from RefSeq and is a predicted model, not a curated record. NCBI's taxonomy places the organism in Eukaryota, Metazoa, Arthropoda, Insecta, Diptera, Culicidae. Gene Ontology annotation, molecular function: odorant binding.